AUGAAUCAAUUGCAAAGCCUUCUUCACGAUUCGUUGAUAGCAACGGGCCACAUACAACAUUGUGCUAUCAUUCGGCGAAAGGACACUUCGCUGCGAGCGAGUACAGUUGGAUUUUCGGUAAGCGUAAGUUUAUAGUAUUUAUGUCAGGGAAAUUAAUAUGAACAGCUUGCCCAGCUCACAUGCAAAUUUUUUCAAUACGAGGCGGAAUGAUGUUUCUCAUAAACUGAAUGUACAAUUUUAUUUCUUCACAGCCUUCAUUGGAUAACAUCCAUGCAUUAGUUCAUUGCUUUACAAACAGCUCACUUGCCAGAAGAGAAGGUUUGAAGUUCCAGGAUACAGUUUAUGAAUGUGUGAGAGCUGACAGAUUCUCUGUUUAUGCCAAGAAAGUAAGAUGGCCAAGAAAUUUCCCCAAAUUGCACAUCUCCCAUAAUGCACCUUGUUUGCGUAGUGCCAUUAAUAGCGUUGUUUUCGUUGUUUUCAAUUUUUCUUUAGAUGACUCAGAGACUGUACUACCAAGGCUGCUGAUGUUAAUGCCUUUAAGCGUCAGGGCCCAGUUGUUUGAAAGCUGAUUAGUGCUAACCCGGGGUCAUUUUAAUGCGGGUUUCUUUUUCUUUUGUUGAAAAGCAUUUUCUUUGUUAAUUUCUCCAUUUAUUCUGGAGCACUCUAUCUUGUAGACAAAAAGAAUAUAACUAAAUUUACUUUUAUGGCUUUUAUUUCUGAGUUUUAAUGUAGCACUAUUACCCUGGGUUAUCUUAACUCAGCUUUGAACAACUCGGCCCAAGAGAAAAAGGAACUUACACAAACGUAGGACAGCUGAAGAAGGAAGACAUUAAACCUGUGUGACAAGUGUGACAUUAAUAAUGUUUGGAAAAUAUUUGCACCAAACUUCACCUUCCUUUAAAAUGAUCUUUUUGUAACAGAACAGAACAGAGUAAUGUUAAGUGAAAGGUCAAGACAAAACAUGCAAGUCAUAUUUCUGUCAUAUUUGUUACCUGGAUGUUUUGCCAUCCUCUUUUUUUUUCUGCUGUCCUGCUUUGUAAACUGGCAAACAAAGUGUUUUUAUAUUUCUUUUAUAAUUAUUACUUGACCAGGGAUAGAUUGCAUGAUUUAAUUAUCGAAUGAAAGAUUCCCUAAAAUCUUUUCUUGUUAGCCUCAUUAAUUUGAAGAUAUUCCAAAAUUGUUGAUUGUUGACAAAGCUAAUCCAAGGGCAAAAGUUCAGACAUAUAAAGUCUGUCAAUUGGCUGCACCUAUCAGUUUUAGUUGUUUUAUCCGAUCAUUUCUUGUUUAGAAACUGCACAAUCGGCAUUAAGAAUUUAUUAUUCUGUGGAGUAAUAUAACAUGCAUAUUUUGUCGAGUGAGCAAAACUCAGAUUUUACAAAAUGAUGUACACUUAAAGCCACCAAACAGUCGCCUUCUUUCCAGGUGACUGGACAAUUCUUUGCAUCCCUUAAUUUCAAACUUAAAAAAUGUUUUAAGGUGGUGAAACAUGAUAUUAUUACUUGCACCCAGUUAAAACACGUUUUUCCAUCAGAUGUCCACACUCAUGAUCAGAUGCAAAAAAUGGUACCUUCUAACCUGCGAAAACAUGCGUUUCUCCUCACUCUUCGCCGAUGGGGAUGUUUCGCGCAGAGGAGCGUCUGCGACUCAGCGACAGAAAUUCCAUACUGAUAACGUAAAAUCUGUCCGGAAUCCGGCUAGAAGCGCUGAUUGGUCGACAGAGUAGUUACAUUGUUUUAGCUAUUGUUUACGAAUGACAGACAAAAGACAAAAGGCCACAAAGGUCAAAUGUAAACGCGAAGAAUCUCUAACAAAACAGUCAAUAUUUGUGGAAUAUAGUCUUCUCUAGAAGAAGCAUUGAGUUUUGCUGGAGCUCGUUGGAAGAUGAACACAACACUUUACCAAAAUCGACCAGAAGACAUGUAAUAUUGGACAAAUUUAUAUUUAAAACUCCAUGACUACUGGAUUUGUUAUGUAAAAAUUGGUUUGCGUCAUCAGUAUGGAAUUUCUGCAGCUGAGUCGCAGACGUUCCUCCUCAUAAUAACUAUGCAUGGCAGUAGUAAUAGGUGUUAACUUGAGCAAAAACUCGAGAGAAAAUUUUAUUUCAUGUUCAAAAUUCGCCCGUUCUGGCUUUCCCAAAGCUCCUCAGAUUCUGGUCAGAAGGUCUGAUUAGUUGACAUGGUAAUUUGAUACUCCCUCUUUUUCUAUUUUUUAUUAUUAAUUUUAAAAAAAAUCACAAAACAACUACUGACAGUAAUUUUUAAAUUUACAGAAAUCAUUGUCUAACAUUAUUGACUAUGUACCACAUAAUAGCAGGUCAUCAGUGUGAAGGACACAUGAUGUGGAUUCCAGAAGAAAAAUAAAAAGAUAAUUACAGUGACAAUAAUUAUAUAUAAAACAAUAAACAAAAACAACAGCAACAACAAGAAAAAAGAAUACACGUCGUAAAAGCAUAUUAAAGGAGAUGUUGAAAGGUGUUUUCAACGGUGGUACUACUACGGCUCUUUCAGUAUUUUUUUCCAAAUUAUGUAUGAAAAAAACAGAAGUUGUCAGGCCACAAAUUCACAGUAGAACUCAAAAUAUAGUGGCAAUCAACCAGGAGAAACAAAACUAUUUUCUUUUUCUUCUGUGUCUAUGAUAAGGAAAACAUGGGGAUAAUCUUGGUGCGAACAGCUACGUUAUUAUUGGUGGCCACAUAUACCCCUGAAAUGAGUCCAAGUAUUUGUGUGGAGGCUGUAGAAAAAUUGGGUGAGUUACACAAUAUUGCAAUUGAUAACACAGUGUAUUAAUAUCACAGAGCUGUGCCUUUUAUGGUUUCUGAUAGGGUCAUUAAUUUAGUGCUAAUAAAAUCCUGGAUUAAAAUUUUCAAAUUAAUCCAAGAUUUUUUAUUAUCUAUUUUACUACAGGACUAAGUUCUUCAGGAUAUAAUUUUUUCUAAGUUAGAACAAUAACUUGAUUUCAGAAUGAAGGCUCAACAUUAUUACAUGUUCCAUGACAAGAAAACCUUGCUUUAAAUUUGUUUUGCUUGUGAAUAUAGCCAUCUAUUCAGUCCAUGGCCUGAUCAUGAGAUAUUGCUAUCUCCCUACCUCUUUAUGUCUUCACAUUAACCCUGCCCUGCUUGACCCCACCCUGAUUCUCCCCCACCCCCCUCCCCCACAAUGUCCCCAAAACACCUUUUUGCAAGUUAUCUGCUAUCUAAAUUCUGUUGCAAGACACAUUGGCAUUAAAAUGCCUCUUGUGACAUAACUGAUGAGAUAUUUUUUCUGCUUCAACCCUUUGCAAGAUUUUGAUGUGAAUUAAUAAUCUAGACUCAAGAACAAUGUAAUAUGUAACUGCAGUAAACUUCAUUAUUUAUUUUAUUAUAUUUUUUUGGUGGGGAAGUUAAUUGCUUAAUAUACUUCAAAAGAUUAGAGUAUUGUAAAGGUGAUUCAUAGAUACAGUAUGUAAUAUUUCCAACCAGCAAUAUAGAAAAUGAGGCCAAAUUUGCAUAAAUUCCUUUAUAAGGUCAUGGCCUGCUAAGAAAUUUCAUACUGAAAUCAUGCUUCACUUACAUGUAAAUCUCUGUGCCUUGUUUGACAGCUGACUACUUCAGAGAGAAAGGGAAGUGAAUGCUACAACUACGAUGUGCAGUGAUCCAGUUUGGCUCCUUAACAAUGUAAUAUGUAACUGCAGUAAACUUCAUUAUUUAUUUUAUUAUAUUUAACCACAAAUAAUUUUGUUAUUGUAAGGAGUCUUUAAUAUUUCUCUUUGUACAAUUAUAUCUACUAAUAGUUAUACAUGGCAUUUGCCAUAAGUGUCUUACAUUAGCCUGCAAUGCAUACAGCUGCCCUAUGCCGCCUCCUUUAAAAAUAAAAACUGGGAAAAGGGACGCCUGUGUCGCACUGCCAUAAUAAUAAUAAUAUCAUCGUCAUCAUCAUUAUCAUCAUCAUCAACUUUAUUUAACAGUAUUUUAACUGAAGAACUUUUUACAAUGAUAUUAUUGAAGAACUAUAGUGACCCCCUUUUGUGUUCAGAGAUAAUUCACAUUAUUAUUAUCAUUUUUAAAUGAAUAUUUUUAUUUUAAUUUGGAGAGUUUUAAAAGGUAUUGAUGGGCCAACAUGGCACUCGUACAGCACAUACAUUUAUACAGUUAUUCUCAGCCUUAAAUUGGCUCUAACUAGAGCAUUUUAGCAAAAAUGCUUUGGAGGAUUCCAAUACAGUCAUGUUUCCCUGUUGUAAUGAGGUUAGUAUGUGGUGGCACUACAUCAUUUUGGAUAUUUGGGGAGGUGGUAGCAGUACACCGGCUACCUUGCGUGAACUGCAUGGAAGUUUUGUAGUUUAUAAUUUUGAAGAGUUUACUGCAGAAAGGGUCUAUGUAAAUUUUUUUAAUUUUUUAUGUAAAAAGUUGGCAUUCCUCUAACAAAAUCUGUAAAUUUGUCUGAGUUGUUGCAAUAAAAAAUUGGGACUUCAUUUUAAGAAGAGUUUCCUUAAACAAAU
This is a messenger RNA of Porites lobata, 4473 nucleotides long. NCBI's taxonomy places the organism in Eukaryota, Metazoa, Cnidaria, Anthozoa, Scleractinia, Poritidae. The record is from the annotation of a GenBank genome assembly.